Molecule: messenger RNA, 1537 nt
Organism: Daldinia caldariorum
Lineage: Eukaryota; Fungi; Ascomycota; Sordariomycetes; Xylariales; Hypoxylaceae
Product: membrane bound O-acyl transferase family-domain-containing protein
Exons: 1
Coding region: 253-1488 (411 amino acids)
Biological process (GO): lipid metabolic process
Source: RefSeq, a predicted model, not a curated record
UCAUAAUCGUAGCACCUAGCGGGUAAAUUUCGACUGUAUAGAUCGACCUCUUCAAUGAUUACGUCUGGGAUGGGUGAGAUAAUGGCUUCUGUAGAUUUUAUUACCGGCAUUUGGCAGAAGUCAAGGAGUGGUUGAGUUACCCGUACUACCUAUUGUAGUGAGGUUGUAUAUGACCAGACACCAGCACACGAUUGGCAUCUUAUCUUGUUGAGCCAUAAUACUUUAAACCAAAAGCAACAUCUCACUAUAGACAUGGUCUCAUCAAUAUUAUUGUCAUAUGAGUUCCUCAAGCCUACCAUCCUCUUUGCGGCAGCCACUUUUCUCACCGCUCUAGCUUUGCAUUUCUCUCCCAAGCUUCGUCCCCUUUUCCUUCCUCCAACAUGGUUCCUCACAUUCUGGUCAUUCGCCUCUAUUAAAGGGAAAACCACCUCUGGGAGUUUAAUCGGGCUAGAAUCUUACACGGCAAUAACAUGUAUCAUUUACAUGCUGAUCCUCCCUCGAAUCUUAUGCUUCAAGAGUCACUCAUUGUUACCAGGGAUUGAGGAUGAGAGCAAGCCUAGAAGAUCAGGCAGCUCCGCUCUAGCGCCUACGAGGUCUAGUAUAUCGGCUUCGUGCUGGAUUUGGAACAAUCCUCGACACUUGCCCUGCCCACGACCACGGAGUAGAUCGGUCUCCUGGUCUGAGCUGCUUAGGUAUGCGCUCUUCCGUAUUUCCAGGGUUGGGACGAUUAUCCUCAUCGAUCGGCUCCUCGUUCAAACCUUGUGCGAACAUAUCACCGCUACUAGCACCAUACUCGAUUUCACGCCGGACCAAGAGCCGAUUCUUCGGCGUCUACUUGAAAGAGACGAAGAUGAUCCAGUCUCGAGGCAUCAGCUCCUCCUAAGAGCGUUCAUAUGUGUCUCCUGGAUAUGGACAAACGUGCUCGUACUCGAGUCAUACCACGCCCUGCUCUCCUUGCUAUUCGUCGUCGUACUACGCUUCGACGGGCCGGCGGACUGGCCGCCGCUUUUCGGUAGCCCGGCGGAGGCGUGGACGGUCAGACGGUUCUGGGGCAGGUUCUGGCACCGCAUCGCGUCGCCUACCUUCCGCGUGUACGCUGAGGCCUUUUCGCAACAUAUCCUAAAGCUGGAACCAGGAUCGGCCGUCGAGAAGGUCGUAGUCGCGUUUGAGAUAUUCCUUUCGUCCGGGCUUAUACAUGCCGUAACGGCUUGGAAAGUGGGCCAGGGAGAGGGCCGGCGUGAUUUGCUCUUUUUCUGCGCUUAUUAUUUUGUCAUAGGGGGCGAGAUCCUCGCGUCUAAACUUUUUGGGAACUUGGUGAAGGGAACGAGGUAUGAAGUGUUACUAAAGGAUUCGAGGGUAUGCGCUGUUGGAAAAGCUUUGGGGUUUGUGUGGGUGUUCGCUUGGUUCUUUUGGUCAACGCCCAGGUGGCUCUAUCCCAAGAUUCUUCGUUGGUCUUUGAAGCAGGCGAUAUUACGAUCACGAGUGUAGACAGAUCAUAAUGAUUACUUGAAUAUUCUGCGUAACCCAAAUAAAAGCC